This is a messenger RNA of Symphalangus syndactylus (siamang), 3215 nucleotides long. RefSeq names its product septin 10 (gene SEPTIN10). Lineage: Eukaryota; Metazoa; Chordata; Mammalia; Primates; Hylobatidae. The record is from RefSeq and is a predicted model, not a curated record. Gene Ontology annotation, molecular function: GTP binding.
CACACCUACCUAGGGCGGCCUCGCCUCAGGGCCCGUCCACUUCCGGCCUCGCGUGGGCAGCAAUCACUGCUCAGCAGUUCCCGCCUGCAUUCCUCGCGCCCUCUUCCUGGAAUUCCAGUUCUCCUUCAGCCAGCCCCAACGCUGACGCUCAGUCCUCAAGCGUCGAGGGCAGCUCCUGUGAGGGGCUCUCGGCGCACGCAAAACGCUCAGCUCGCACCACAAGGCGUCCGCCCCCCCGUCCCCCGCCCCCGGAGGCCUCUAGCUCGGCCCCGCCCCUGUCCCUUCCCCGUCGCGGAGGCAGCCUAGCCUUGCGCCCCGCCCGUUGCUGCAGCCCUCCCGCCUUCCUGCCGCCGUCGCCGGGACCAGCCGCUCGGGGCCGGGCUGAUACAGCCGCUUCACCGUGCCCCCGCCCGCGACCAUGGCCUCCUCUGAGGUAGCGCGGCACCUGCUCUUUCAGUCUCACAUGGCAACGAAAACACCUUGUAUGUCUUCACAAGGAUCAGAUGAUGAACAGAGAAAAAGAGAAAACAUUCGUUCGUUGACUAUGUCUGGCCAUGUUGGUUUUGAGAGUUUGCCUGAUCAGCUGGUGAACAGAUCCAUUCAGCAAGGUUUCUGCUUUAAUAUUCUCUGUGUGGGGGAAACUGGAAUUGGAAAAUCGACACUGAUUGACACAUUGUUUAAUACUAAUUUUGAAGACUAUGAAUCCUCACAUUUUUGCCCAAAUGUUAAACUUAAAGCUCAGACAUAUGAACUCCAGGAAAGUAAUGUUCAAUUGAAAUUGACCAUUGUGAAUACAGUGGGAUUUGGUGACCAAAUAAAUAAAGAAGAGAGCUACCAACCGAUAGUUGACUACAUAGAUGCUCAGUUUGAGGCCUAUCUCCAAGAAGAACUGAAGAUUAAGCGUUCUCUCUUUACCUACCAUGAUUCUCGCAUCCAUGUGUGCCUCUACUUCAUUUCACCGACAGGCCACUCUCUGAAGACACUUGAUCUCUUAACCAUGAAGAACCUUGACAGCAAGGUAAACAUUAUACCAGUGAUUGCCAAAGCAGAUACGGUUUCUAAAACUGAAUUACAGAAGUUUAAGAUCAAGCUCAUGAGUGAAUUGGUCAGCAAUGGCGUCCAGAUAUACCAGUUCCCAACGGAUGAUGACACUAUUGCUAAGGUCAACGCUGCAAUGAAUGGACAGUUGCCGUUUGCUGUUGUGGGAAGUAUGGAUGAGGUAAAAGUCGGAAACAAGAUGGUCAAAGCUCGCCAGUACCCUUGGGGUGUUGUACAAGUGGAAAAUGAAAACCACUGUGACUUUGUAAAGCUGCGGGAAAUGCUCAUUUGUACAAAUAUGGAGGACCUGCGAGAGCAGACCCAUACCAGGCACUAUGAGCUUUAUAGGCGCUGCAAACUGGAGGAAAUGGGCUUUACAGAUGUGGGCCCAGAAAACAAGCCGGUCAGUCUUCAAGAGACCUAUGAAGCCAAAAGACAUGAGUUCCAUGGCGAACGUCAGAGGAAGGAAGAAGAAAUGAAGCAGAUGUUUGUGCAGCGAGUAAAGGAGAAAGAAGCCAUAUUGAAAGAAGCUGAGAGAGAGCUACAGGCCAAAUUUGAGCACCUUAAGAGACUUCACCAAGAAGAGAGGAUGAAGCUUGAAGAAAAGAGAAGACUUUUGGAAGAAGAAAUAAUUGCUUUCUCUAAAAAGAAAGCUACCUCCGAGAUAUUUCACAGCCAGUCCUUUCUGGCAACAGGCAGCAACCUGAGGAAGGACAAGGACCGUAAGAAGGAACCAGGCUGUCGAUUCGAACUCCUGUGCAUUGAUGUCAGAGCUUGUGAAACCAAUGGUGGAUGUAAAGAUGCAGAGAAAGCUCCAAUUUUUUGUAAAACAGAAGUUCCAGAGCACAGAAGGUCAUCAUCACAAGCAAACUUUAUUAAAAAAAAAAAACUAGAAGUGUGCUUUGAUUUUGCUGUUUUUAUUUGUUUUAUCACUUCUAUAUUUGGUGAACGGCCACAGUUACUGAUAUUUAUGGAAAAGUACUUUCAAGUACAAGGUCAAUACGUAAGCCAGAGUGAAUGAUACUACAAGCUGAGCAUCUCUAAUUCAAAAUCUGAAAUUCAGAAGCUUCAAAAUCUGAAUCUUUUUGAGCACUGACUUGACCCCACAAGUGGAAGAUUCCCCACCUGACACCUUUUUUUUCUGAUGGUUCAGUUUAAAAAAGAUUUUGUUUCUUGCACAAAAUUAUUAAAAAUGUUGUAUAAAUUACUUUCAGGCUAUAUGUAUAAGGUGGAUGUGAAACAUGAAUUAUGUAAUUAGAGUCGGGUCCCAUUGUGUAUACGCAGAUAUUCCAGAACCUGAAAUCCAAAACACUUCUGGUCCCUAGCAUUUUGGAUAAGGGAUACUCAGCUUGUACCUAUAUAUUCAUAUAUAUUCACUGUUGUUAGAAAUUUUUAAGUUGCUGUUUUGUGAUGAAUCUAAAUCUUUUUUUCUCUUGCUACCAAGCUAUUGUCACUGCAGUGCGUUAUACCAAAGAGCAAAGUGUCAGGUCAGUGCCAUUGAAAAUACAGAACCCAUUAAUAUCAUGGGUUCUGAUUACAUUUAUAUUCCAAGAUGAACCUUUUUUAUGUAUACUAAAAAUUUUGGGGAAUAUGUUUUGGGAUGUAUUAUAGAGCUAAAACUCUAACCUCUUAAUAGUUUUAUAGAACUUAAAAAUUUUUGAUAUAGUUACCCAAUUGGUGAUACGAUCUUAAGCUUUUGUGUCAGAUUAUUUAAUAUGAUGACUUCAUGCUUUAUUAUGCCUUAUUAUGGCUGAUGUAUUACUGUGGUGAAACAAAAUAUCUUUAAAAGUUAAAACAUCCAGAUAUAUAAACUCUUUUUCCUAAGGAUAAAGUACCUUUGAGCAUGAGUAUAUCACAGCUUUCAUUAGGAAAAUUUUUCAUUACAUACUUGUUUAAACUCUUCCAGGGGAAAAAUAAUAUGGUUGAAUCAUUUUAUUAGAAAUACUUUUUAAGAAAAUAACUAUGAACAUCUGAAUAUUAAAGAUAUAAAAAUGCACAUAAUUCGUAUUUCAGGUAGUAUUUGCAUUCAGUGCCUUACUAGUAUUCUCAGAACAUUUUAAUGAUUUCUAACAUUUCUUAACAUUCACAGAUACAUAAAUUUUCAUUUUUUGUAAUUGAAUAUUCUAAAUAAAACUGAAAUUUACUCUUGACAAAUAAAACAUAUAUAUUUACUAAAA